Messenger RNA from Chanos chanos (milkfish), 1767 nucleotides. RefSeq names its product bone morphogenetic protein 6 (gene bmp6). Gene Ontology annotation, biological process: BMP signaling pathway. Lineage: Eukaryota; Metazoa; Chordata; Actinopteri; Gonorynchiformes; Chanidae. The transcript is spliced from 7 exons. Bases 354 to 1637 code for a protein of 427 amino acids. The record is from RefSeq and is a predicted model, not a curated record. Gene Ontology annotation, cellular component: extracellular region. Gene Ontology annotation, molecular function: cytokine activity; growth factor activity.
UCUCACACUUCUCCAAAACAGCUUCCAAGAUUUUGGUGUUUGAUGGGACUUACUGAAGUUUUCUGCUGUUUCCUUUUUGAGGCUAAACACAUUAAGGCGACAUGCAUGGAGAUAUUGCGGAAUAAAACAAUUCUUGGACCUUUACUCGCCUCGUUUUGCAUGGAUAAUAUUUCUCAUGGCUUGAGAAGUUGAGUUUCGUUGUUGUUCUUGCAAAAGACCUUAAUUCUCCUUUUUCCAGCGAAAGGGAGGGAGCGCACCAGUACAUUGCAAUCCUGCGCCAGUAGACUUAUUUUAUAUUUAGAAAUUGGAAAGACUCCUUGGAUACACCCUCCCAACCCCAAACUGGAUAGACAAUGAAAAGCUACUGGUUUGCUUUUGCGGGGUUAUGGUGGAGCUCGUGCUGUAUAAUCAUCAUCGCAGGUAGCAGUUAUUUAUUUGACAGCAACAAUGAAGUCCAUCCGAACUUCGUCCAUCGACGUUUGCGGACACAUGAAAAACGAGAGAUGCAGAAAGAGAUCUUGUCAAUUCUUGGACUGCCACACCGACCGAGACCGCAUCUAUCACAUGGCAAAUACAACUCAGCGCCUCUUUUCAUGCUGGAUCUGUACAAUACCAUAUCGAUCGACGAGAAAAACGAAGUCGACGGUAUUUUGGAUCAGUACAAGUCCAUGUUCACCACUCAAGGUCCUCCUUUAGCCGCGUUCCAGGACAGUGCCUUCUUAAAUGACGCCGACAUGGUGAUGAGCUUUGUCAAUUUGGUGGAGUACGACCGCGAGCUGUCACCACACAGACGCCACCACAAAGAGUUCAAAUUCAACCUGUCCCAGAUCCCUGACGGAGAGGCCAUCACGGCAGCGGAGUUCCGCAUCUACAAGGAGUGUGUCAGCAAAGCGUCUCGUAACGAGACUUUCCUCCUGACUGUCUACCAGGUGGUGGGGUACCACCCUGACAGAGAUGCUGACCUUUUCCAGCUGGAAUCCCGCAGGCUGUGGGCGGCAGAGGAGGGCUGGCUGGAGUUUGACAUUACAGCCAGCAGUAACCUAUGGGUGAUGAGUCCACACCAUAACCUUGGCUUGCAGAUCAGCGUGGAGACCAGCAGCGGGCGGAGCAUCAGUCCGAAAGAGGCGGGGUUAGUGGGGCGUGACGGCGCUCUGGAGAGGCAGCCCUUCAUGGUGGCGUUCUUCAAAGUCAGCGAAGUGCAUGUCCGCACAGCGCGCUCCGCUGGACCGAAACGACGGCAACAAAGCCGCAACCGCUCCACCCAGCCACAGGAGGCGCCCAGGGGCCCCGGCCAAUCAGAUUACAACAGCAGCGACCAGAAGACAGCUUGUCGAAAGCACGAGUUGUACGUGAGCUUCAGAGAGCUGGGCUGGCAGGACUGGAUCAUCGCUCCGGAGGGUUACGCAGCCAAUUACUGCGACGGAGAAUGCUCCUUUCCUCUGAAUGCGCAUAUGAACGCGACCAACCACGCCAUCGUUCAGACACUGGUCCAUCUGAUGAACCCGGAGAAUGUUCCGAAGCCCUGCUGUGCUCCCACCAAACUCCACGCCAUCUCCGUGCUCUACUUCGACGACAACUCCAACGUCAUCCUUAAAAAAUACAAGAACAUGGUAGUGAGGGCAUGUGGGUGCCACUGACACCCCCACAUCCCUCCGAAUACCCAUCCCCAGCCAUGCUCCGCCCCGCAACCCCCCCCCGCCCGACAGCUGCAGCUCAGACUAAACGCACCACACACCACAAAAUGGGUGUGUGUUUGUGUGUUUUUGA